CACUCAAUUGGUGGUUCGGCGGUUGGAGGUAACGCAGCUUCUGAGUCAGUGGCUGUAGUGUUAAAUAUUGUAGUCCAGAUGAACCGGAUUCGGAUCCACGUGCUGCCUUCCAGCAGGGGUCGAGCUUCGCAGGCCGCGCGCGCCCACGAGCCCCAGUCGUGCGCGUUCACGCAAAGAGCGUGCACUCAGCCUCGCGUAGACGGCUGGGACUUCUGCAUCCGGCACAUCCUGGAGGACAAGAACGCGCCAUACAGGCAGUGCAGCUAUGUCUCCAGUAAGAACGGCAAGCGCUGUCCCAGUGCUGCACCAAAACCAGAUAAGAAGGAAGGAGUUGCAUUUUGUGCUGAACAUGCACACAGGAAUGCUUUGGCUCUGCAGGCACAGAUGCGCAAGGCCUCCUGUGGACCAUCCCCUGAGGUCCUGCUGUCUCAGCUCAGUGGCUACAACAGGACGGAGUUGGGAGCUCUCAGCCAAGACGGCCGCAGUGAAGCGAGCCGCAUUCUAGAUGAAGACAGCUGGAGUGAAGACGAGCAGGAUCCGGUGGUGCUCGAUCAGACGUGGAGAGGAGAUCCUGACAGUGAAGCGGACAGCGUAGACAGCGAACACGAAGACCCUCUCAGGCAUGCCGGGGUGUACACUGCUGAAGAAGUUGCUCUGAUCACACGUGAAAAGCUCAUCAGACUCCAGUCACUCUAUAUAGACCAGUUCAAGCGUCUGCAGCACUUGCUGAAGGAAAAAAAGAGACGCUAUUUGCAUAGCCGCAAGAUUGAACAUGACACAAUAGGCAGCAGUCUUUUAACAGGGCCUGAGGGUCUAUCCAUGAAAGAGAGGGAAAAUCUGAGGAAGCUGAAGGCAUUACGUCGCUACCGGAGGCGUUAUGGAGUGGAGGCUCUGCUACACAGGCAGCUCAGGGAACGCCGACAGGCUGUUACUGAGGGAGGAACACCACAGGCUCACUCGGUACGCCCCAGCCAGAGGUGCAUUUCUUUUGUGGAGGGGACCCGGUGUUCGAAUCCCUGUCUACCGAUGACCCGACACUGCGUGUCUCAUAUUUACCAAGACAGUAGCCAGGUGUUGUUUAAGAUGUGCCCAGGCCUAAAGGAUGUGCCCUGUGACAGGCCAGUGCAUAUGGGCCAGUCAGAAGAGCCACGAUGCCCACUGCAUCUUUCUCUGCCUCCCCCCAUGUACCAGCCUGAGCAGGAGCCACUGGCACCAGAGCAGCUUUCAUUAGCACCGACAGACAUGUACCUGAGUGCUGCUGAGCUUCAGCCCACAGAGAGCCUGCCAUUUGAGUUCAGCGAUGAUCUGGAUGUGGUAGGUGAUGAGGAGAUGCAGUGCCCUCCAUCACCACUGCUCUUUGACACUGCCCUGGCUCUGGAAGACCAGACCAUCCGUGCCAUUGCUGAGGCUCCUAUGGACAUUCUGACCUCAGGACAGGACCCUGAGCUGUCCGAGACAGAUGACAUGUCUGCAGCAGACCAGGUAAAUGUUACAGGCUGUGUCGGAGGUAUCUGAAGCAGCAGGAGAUGAGGAUGCCACACAGGAUUUAUCAAAGGAUAAUAUAACAGUUGCCACGUCCUGAGCACCUUGCGCACUGAGCGAGUUCCCUCAGCUGUCUACACUUUUUUUUUUUUUUUCUUUUACUGAACCUUCUGAACUGAUGUCUCUUCAAAAACCCAUAUUUAACAAAGCCAACUUUUUGCGAAGGAAACGUCGCAUCCUAUUUAUAGAAAAUGUUCUUCUGAAGUACAGUAUAUUCCAAACGUUUAUUGCUUGGAGAAUGAGCGCUAAUGCAUUCCUUGUCCACAAGUGUCACUUUCUUUGGAAAUAAAACAAAGUUUGCUGCCCUGUUCUGGAA
This is a messenger RNA of Neoarius graeffei (lesser salmon catfish), 1858 nucleotides long. It is a transcript of the gene kansl2, whose product is annotated as KAT8 regulatory NSL complex subunit 2. Gene Ontology annotation, cellular component: NSL complex. The transcript is spliced from 10 exons. Bases 79 to 1515 code for a protein of 478 amino acids. Lineage: Eukaryota; Metazoa; Chordata; Actinopteri; Siluriformes; Ariidae. The record is from RefSeq and is a predicted model, not a curated record.